AUGGCCGUAGAAGAUCCAAUACUCGUCAGUCUGGAAGACCCCGCUGUUCUUGUAGACGGAAGAAGCAGUGAUGAUAUCGAGCAAUUAUCCGAGUCUCAGGCUCUUCUUCAGCAGGUUGAAGAGACAAGCUGGAAACCUCCCAAGGGAUUCGUAUGGAUCCAAGUCGCAAUCUUCGCCAAUGUCUUCCUGUCAGGCUUCGAUGGGACCAUUACAGUCUCAACAUACGCACUUAUCAGCUCCGAAUUCAACGCAGCCAACACGGCAUCUUGGCUGACGACAUCCUACUUGAUCACAAGUACAGCUUUUCAGCCAAUCUACGGGCGAAUGUCUGAUAUUUUUGGGCGAAAGCCGUGUUUCUACGUCAGCACCAUCUCGUUCCUUCUUGGCUGUCUUGGCUGUGGAGUGGCACAGGACAUGUUCUUGCUGAAUAUCAUGAGAGCAAUUACUGGGAUUGGAGGCGGCGGUCUGAUCACAAUUGCAACUAUUAUCAAUUCCGACUUGAUUCCUUUCCAAAAUCGAGGCAUGUAUCAAGCCGCACAGAAUGUGCUCCACGGGUUUGGGUCUAUCUGCGGUGCUUCCGUCGGCGGUGCAAUUGCCGAGACAAUCGGUUGGCGAUGGUGCUUUUCACUGCAGAUUCCACUGUCUGUAUUUGCACUUAUUGUCGGAAAGCUCGUUAUUCGUCUCCCAGAGAAAAGCAAUGGCCUCAAAAAUUUGACUCCUGGAUGGCGAGGCAUAUGGCAGCAGGUGGAUAUCCUAGGAACAGUGCUUCUCGUGUUAGGUCUGUCAGUUCAGCUUGUGGGCCUUAGUCUUGGAGGCAACGAGUUACCCUGGAACAAUCCAUGGAUUAUCUUGGCCCUGGUUGGUAGUGUCAUAUUGCUUGCACUAUUUCUUUGGACAGAAGCCAAGACAUCGGCUGCUCCAAUCAUUCCGCUUCGCCUGCUACAAGGCACAGUGCCAAUUUGUAUUCAAAUCGCCAAUCUUUGUGUAGGUAUGGGAGCAUAUGCUUUCCUAUUCAAUCUCCCACUAUUCUUCCAGGUCGUCCUCCUCGAUUCAGCCAGCACAGCUGGUGCGAGAUUGGUCAUUCCUUCGUUGGCAACUCCAGUCGGUGGCCUCAUUGCCGGUAUCAUCAUGUCGCGCUGGGGCAGACUGUCCCAAAUUGUGCAAUUGGGAGCUCUGUUGAUGUUUAUCGGAAAUCUUCUUGUCGCUUUGCUCCGCUUCAACGAUGCGAAUUGGAAGUACUUCGUCUACGUCUUCCCUGCCAAUUUAGGACAAGGCAUGGUGUAUCCUGGUAUAUUGUUUAGUUUUCUUGCUGCUUUUGACCAUACCGAUCAUGCGGUGUCAUCGUCAACCGUAUACCUCAUCCGGUCCUUGGGUAACGUCUGGGGCGUUGCCAUCACAUCUGCCGUCGUGCAAAACCAACUGAACUCGGGCCUUUCAAAGGCUCUGAGUGGAAUACCAGAUCAAUGGAAAGUAAAAUCCUUCAUCUUCAGAGCCGUGUAG
Molecule: messenger RNA, 1500 nt
Organism: Talaromyces amestolkiae
Lineage: Eukaryota; Fungi; Ascomycota; Eurotiomycetes; Eurotiales; Trichocomaceae
Exons: 5
Coding region: 1-1500 (499 amino acids)
Biological process (GO): basic amino acid transport; transmembrane transport
Cellular component (GO): fungal-type vacuole membrane
Molecular function (GO): basic amino acid transmembrane transporter activity
Source: RefSeq, a predicted model, not a curated record